Messenger RNA from Phalaenopsis equestris, 2116 nucleotides. RefSeq names its product MLO-like protein 13. Gene Ontology annotation, biological process: defense response. The coding region runs from base 334 to 1881 and encodes 515 amino acids. The record is from RefSeq and is a predicted model, not a curated record. NCBI's taxonomy places the organism in Eukaryota, Viridiplantae, Streptophyta, Magnoliopsida, Asparagales, Orchidaceae. Gene Ontology annotation, cellular component: membrane. The transcript is spliced from 14 exons.
AUUAAGGAGUAAGGCCAAUACCCAAACCAACCUCCACACGCAUUCAACUUCUGCGGGAAACCCUUCUCCCACAGCCUAAGCAUCGGCUUCCUCCCUGUCAAUGGAUGAGAAAGGAAAAUCAACUUUCCACCAUACCAGGAAAGGGACUGACGCCCAUGGAAUGCCGUCUGUUUUCUCCUCCAAUAUCCAUUUCUUUCUCGCCGCGCCAAUCUUCUUCCAGUGCCAAAUCGCAAUUACAUAUUCGUUUCUUGAGUCGGAGUAGAUCCUGACAUCGUACCUUUCUGCUUUGCUUUUAAUGGGCUCUGAGUUGGAGAACUCCGAGGUUGGAAAGAAAUGGCUUCCAUUGAGGAUUCAGAGACGCUCGAGUACACGGCGACUUGGGUUGUGGCCCUCGUUUGCACCAUUAUCGUUGUUGUAUCGCUUUUAGCGGAGCGCUUCCUCCAUUAUCUUGGGAAGUUUUUGAAACAUGAACACCAGGAUGCUCUUUUCCGAGCCUUAGAGAAGUUGAAAGAAGAGCUUAUGCUACUGGGGUUUAUAUCCCUUUUAUUAACUGUCUCUCAAAGUUUUAUCAGCGAUAUCUGCAUCCCUAGAAGUGCUUCAUUUCAUAUGCUUCCUUGCAUUAAGGAAGAAUAUGCUUCUGUGGAAGUAAUACAUUAUAGAGCUCCUAGUGAAAUUACCUGGAAAAGGCAACGGCUUUUGGCAGGAGAUGUUGCGUCAAAUCAUUGUACUCGUCAGGGCAAGGUUCAGUUGCUUUCUCUUGAAGCAUUGCAUCAGCUACACAUCUUUAUCUUUGUACUUGCCGUUGCUCAUGUAGUGUUUAGUGCUACCACUAUGGUUCUGGGAGGAGCCAGGAUUAGACAAUGGCAGCAUUGGGAGAAAGAGAUUCAUAGAGAGAUUUCAAGCACAGAGAAGUUCUCGUGCAGUGACAGCCAUCAAAGAUUCUCUCAGCCUCAUCAUGAGUUUGUCCAGGAGCGUGCGGCAGGAUUUUGGAGGAAAUCUGCUGUUGUAAGCAGGAUGAUGUCUUUCUUCAAGCAGUUUUAUGGCUCUUUUACUAAAUCAGAUUACAAAGCACUGCGAGCAGGAUUUAUCAUGAGGCACUGCCCCACACAUUCUAAAUUUAAUUUUCACAAGUAUAUGAUGCGUGCUCUUGAGGAUGACUUCAAGAAAGUAGUUGGUAUAAGCUGGUAUCUUUGGCUCUUUGUCAUUAUUUUCUUGUUAAUCAACAUUCAUGGAUGGCAUGCAUAUUUCUGGUUAUCUUUCUUGCCCUUGAUCCUUGUUCUAACUGUUGGAGCGAAACUCGAGCAUAUCAUCACCCGGCUCGCCAUUAAGUUUGCCGAGACGCAUACAGAUGGCCAAGGACGUCAGGUGAAGCCUUCCGACGAACACUUUUGGUUCAAGCAGCCAAGCUUCAUUCUCUAUUUGAUUCACUUCAUUCUGUUUCAAAACUCGUUUGAAAUCGCAUUUCUUUUCUGGAUCAUUAGUACUUAUGGCUUUCACUCCUGUAUUCUUGAAGGUGUUGGCCAUGUCAUCCCCAGGCUUGCUGUUGGUGUGAUUGUUCAAGUACUGUGCAGUUACAGUACGCUUCCACUGUAUGCUAUUGUCACACAGAUGGGUGAUUCCUACAAGCAGGCAAUAUUUGCUGAACAUAUGCAGACCACCCUCCACGGUUGGGUUGCCGGAGUAAGAAAGCGAAAGAGGUCGGGCUCCGUUCUCUCUUCUUCCAUUAUGAGAAUACUUGGGAGGAAGAAGAAGAUGAAGAAACAAGAGGAGGCUUAUCAGGGCGAAGUGCAGAUGCAGAUGAUGAUGAGAAGUGAGGACUCCGGUCAUCUUCAUGAACUUCCAGCUUCAGAGAUUGAAGCUUGUCAUAUUGAACCAGUUUAGUCCUCUAAACCGUGAGCUGAGUUUUUUUAUAUUGUUUAAAGCUUUGGAUUAGCAAGAUAUCUUCUCAGAUUUCAUGAUAGUCUUGUCCUAGGAUGGUUACUGAUAAUGAGUCCUUUAAUGACAUAAGGAAUAAUGCUGUAAGGAAUGAAGAACUAUAUCAUAGUUCAAGAAAAUGCAUUGCAUUAUGAAAUAAGUUUGGUAUUUUGAGCUAAGUUUUUUAAUUGUAUACUACUUG